CUGAAUGGUGACUGCUAACAGUUAGCUUUUUUAUAUUUCAGAAGCACUUUUCCAUAAUGGUAUAUUUACCGGUUAGAGUUAAUUUCACUAAAUAGGAUAACUUUAAGCUACAUAUCGGUAGUCGGUGCGUUGGUUUUUUAUUACACACACACACAUUCUAGUUCUUCCUGUAGUUAGUUGCCCAAGAGUUUGCUAUAACAUUAGCUAGCUAACGUCAGUGUUUGAGCCAAACCGGGAGAUGUCUUAUUUAUGUUAGGUGCGUUAGCUUCCGUCAGCUAACUACUUCAUAGCUACUUGAAUUAAAGUUCAUACAUUAAUUCAUCAAUUUAGCAGUCUGAUGAUGAAUCACACACUGCCUGGCAACUACAUUCAACACCGUGUAAACGCUGUUAACUAAUAUUAACGUCACUCGAUGUCAUGCUGAACGUUUACUGGACAGUGGUCGUGCCCUGCCAGCUAGGUUGGCUAGCUAGAUAACUUCACAGGAAACCAGCCAUCGUCGACUUUGUGGAUGUCCAUAGUAUGCCAAUUAAACGUUAACCUUAACGUCACCUUCCUUGUAGACUAUUUUCCUAACAAAAGUCUUCCACGAUCAGCAUACGUUAUCCCAGGAUAUCCAGUCAAAAGCACAGUCACUGGGGAACUAUUGAGGACCGAGUCCACGCUAACACACCAAUCUCUCAACACGGGAGGCUCUCCUAGAACCAGCCCAGUCGCCGAGAGGUGUACGACAACGGCCGGCAGGGUGGCGAGAGAGAGCCAGGACGGGAGGCGUGGGGCGCCGGGGAUGAGCGAGUUCUGGCACAAGAUCGGCUGCUGCGUGGUCGCCAAGCCUCCGCCGAAGAAACGACGGAGGAAAAUCGACCGCACCAUGAUUGGAGAGCCCACAAACUUUGUCCACCUGACCCACAUAGGCUCUGGGGAGAUGGCUGAUGGGAUGGCUCCGUCUGGACCAGUACAGCAGCAGAUGAGGUCGAAGGUGCCCCAUAGCAAUGGCCGCAACAGCUUGUUAUAGCCAUCUAGCCUGCCGUGUGGAGGGUUAUUGGGCAUGUUCCCCCUCCACACCAGAGCAGUUUCCUCAUGGAGACCUGACCUCUGACCUCCCCGUGUAGCACUUGGCACACCUGCAGAAGAGACUGCAGCUGCUGACAUGCAGUCUGGCAUUCGUCACUUUCCGCAAGAUCCAUGUGCUACUCAUGCCAAAAAAACAAGGACUGCUUUACCCAGGAAUUUUUUUCCUCUCUCUCUCUCUCCACUUUCUCUAUGGUCCACUUUUCAAUACAAGAGAGACCACCUCUCUGUUUCUUUUUUUUUUUUUUUUUAAGUUAAGGAUGUAAAGUACCAAAAACAGGACACUUUUUAAAGCGUGAUGAAUUAUGUGGAUGUGUGUGAGAAGAAGGGUGUGUGUUUAGGGUGUGUGUUCAGUUUCUUCUAUGUAUUGAUACACUGGCUGUGCUCACCUCAUGUUAAAGGCCUUAGAGUCCCCUGCUGCCACCCUACAUCAGUACAGACACAGGCUCAUCCGCUGGCCAUUAGCCCAUGCUACACUCACAUGUGCUCAUUCUUGGACAGAGCGGCAGAUCAGAUUUAUCUAUCCCCAGUGACGGGGGUCACCACCUUUCUAAAUGUUUAAUGACUUCCUUUUUACACUUUUUUAUUUUUUUCUUCUUUUUUUUUUUUGUAAUCUUAUAGCAGUUUGUCAUUUACCUUUUGAGAGAAAUUAUAUAUAAAAAUAGGCUAUGUCAUACUCUAAACUAAAAUGUUUUAAAAUAACACGGGCUGUUCAUAUGGACUGCCCCCUGCACUGGUGUAUCUUUUAGUCUUCAUAUUGUCUCUGGAAUCCCGUGUCACAAAGUGAGAGAAGGUGGCUUUGUAUGUGAUGUAUGUGUGGGUGUGUGUGUGUAUAUAUCUUCACAUGCGAGAAAGUUCUAGUUGAUGCUGUCUGUUUGUGUUUGUGUUUGUGUCAUGAUGAAUGAUAAUGACGUUCCCUCUGCUUUCACCCUUUGCAGUUAACACUCACAAAACAAAUAUUGCCAAAAGGCUUUAUCUAUUUAGUGUUAUUUAAUUUUACAUUUCUUGCAUGUACCGCAGGUAUGUUGUUCCAAACAACAAUAUAGAAAGGACUGAACACUGGACAGUCUCCACCCAUGUGACCUCCUUCAGGGCUAUAUGGUGUCUGCACUCGCUUGCAUUGUCCUCCAUCAUGUUCCACUGAUCUGAGCUACACUCUAAGCCAGACCCCACCACUGAUUAAGGAGUCACACAGCAGUCAUACAGAUAUAGUCACACAGACCCAUUUGAUGCACCUGAUUGACUGAGAUUUGUAUGACACAUUUCGCCUCAAGUUACGUAAAGCACCUUUUAAUGCUUUUGCUUGUGCUUCAUGACUGUUGGAAUUAUUAACAGACUCACAAAUUGCAUUUACUAGCUUUGGUUGUCAGUUGUUGUGAUUGACAUUGUUUUAUUAAUGCCAGUUUAAUCUGAAACACCAAUGGUCAUUAUUAGUAUGGUCCCUCAUCAAUUCCAUGUCUUUAAAGGGUUCUCAACACAAAGGCACUUCUCAUACCCAAACGUUAAUAUGCUAAAGAUUCCAUCUGAACACUAACAGAGGAAUGGUGCCCUGCACAGACAGACUUGUUUAGGAAGCAUAGGAACAUUCCACCACAGGCAGGCUUAACCUGUCAUAAAUUAUUGUCACCAUGGUGCGGUUCAAAUUCUAUAGUGCCUUAUUUUCUUUCCUCCAGUUCUCCAAGUGAUUUGUAGUUAAGGCAUUGUAAUGUAUUUUUCUAUGGUUGAUUAUACUGUACUAUGACCUAAUUGAAUCAUCUUAUUUUAGUGGUGCACUAAACUGUUGAGUGUUUGUCUCAGUCAGAGUGUGAGGAUGCUUCAGGCCCAGUACAGGCGCCUUUUCAUCCCAAGUUGUUUGGAAACGCUGUCUUGGAGACCUGGAGCUGACUUUUUGGCUGCUGUGGGCUUUUCACACAAGCUUCGGCAGUCACUGUGAAGACCUCCAGAGCAUGCAUGAGUCAGAGUAUAAAUCGGUCCCAGAGACCAAAUCAGCUUGCGGGGGGAAACUUACAGGGGUUUCGUGUGGCCGGUUCAGCCAAUGUCUAGUUUUAUAACCACGCGGCCGAGUAUUGGAUCUGUUCCUCCAUUUAUGUGUGCUGUAAGAAAGUUAGUGAGGUUUGUGACUGAGUGAAAGAGACAGGUUUACGGCCUGUUGAGUUUGGAUUUACUUGUGGCUGUAUGGCCUGUUUGCUUUUAAUUAAUACACAAUUUUUUUUCCA
Clupea harengus (Atlantic herring) is the source of this 3287-nucleotide messenger RNA. It is a transcript of the gene cdc42se1, whose product is annotated as CDC42 small effector 1. The record is from RefSeq and is a predicted model, not a curated record. Gene Ontology annotation, cellular component: plasma membrane. NCBI's taxonomy places the organism in Eukaryota, Metazoa, Chordata, Actinopteri, Clupeiformes, Clupeidae. Gene Ontology annotation, molecular function: small GTPase binding. Gene Ontology annotation, biological process: regulation of Rho protein signal transduction.